Molecule: messenger RNA, 3625 nt
Organism: Cynocephalus volans (Philippine flying lemur)
Lineage: Eukaryota; Metazoa; Chordata; Mammalia; Dermoptera; Cynocephalidae
Gene: LIMK2
Product: LIM domain kinase 2
Exons: 16
Coding region: 67-1983 (638 amino acids)
Biological process (GO): actin cytoskeleton organization; protein phosphorylation
Cellular component (GO): cytoplasm; nucleus
Molecular function (GO): protein serine/threonine kinase activity; protein binding; ATP binding
Source: RefSeq, a predicted model, not a curated record
GGCGGCGGCUCAGGGAAGCUGCGGCGCCUCCCGCGACCUCCUCCCGGUUUCCGCGCCCCCGGGACCAUGGCCGCGCUGGCGGGUGAAGAUGCCUGGAGGUGUCGGGGCUGUGGGGACCAUGUUGCUCCAAGCCAGAGGUUGUACCGGACUGUCAGCGAAGCCUGGCACAGCUCUUGCUUCCGGUGUUCGGAAUGCCAAGAUUCCCUGACCAACUGGUACUAUGAGAAGGAUGGGAAGCUCUACUGCCACAAGGACUACUGGGGGAAGUUUGGGGAGUUUUGCCAUGGGUGCUCCCUGCUAAUGACAGGGCCUGUCAUGGUGGCCGGGGAGUUCAAGUACCACCCAGAGUGCUUUGCCUGUAUGAGCUGCAAAGUGAUCAUUGAGGAUGGGGAUGCAUAUGCCCUGGUGCAGCACGCUACCCUCUACUGUGGGAAGUGUCACAAUGAGGUGGUACUGGCACCCAUGUUUGAGAGGCUCUCCACGGAGUCCGUUCAGGACCAACUGCCCUACUCCGUCACACUCAUCUCCAUGCCAGCCACCACUGAGGGCAGGCGGGGCUUCUCUGUGUCUGUGGAGAGUGCCUGCUCCAACUAUGCCACCACUGUGCAAGUAAAAGAGGUCCACCGGAUGCACAUCAGUCCCAACAACCGCAAUGCCAUCCACCCCGGGGAUCGCAUCCUGGAGAUUAAUGGGACCCCUGUCCGCACACUUCGAGUGGAGGAGGUGGAGGAUGCAAUUAGCCAGACGAGCCAGACACUUCAGCUGUUAAUUGAACAUGACCCCGUCUCCCAGCGCCUGGACCAGCUGCGACUGGAUGCCCGGCUCUCUCCCCACAUACAGAAUGCUGGACACUCCCACACCCUCAGCACUCUGGACACCAAGGAAAAUCUGGAGGGGACACUGAGGAGACGCUCCCUGAGGCGCAGUAACAGUAUCUCCAAGUCCCCUGGCCCCAGCUCCCCAAAGGAGCCUCUACUGCUCAGCCGUGACAUUAGCCGGUCGGAAUCCCUCCGCUGUUCCAGCAGCUACUCACAGCAGAUCUUCCGGCCAUGUGACCUGAUCCAUGGGGAGGUCCUCGGGAAGGGCUUCUUUGGGCAGGCCAUCAAGGUGACACACAAAGCCACAGGCAAAGUGAUGGUCAUGAAGGAGUUAAUUCGAUGUGAUGAGGAGACACAGAAGACUUUUCUGACUGAGGUGAAAGUGAUGCGUAGCCUGGACCACCCCAAUGUGCUCAAGUUCAUUGGUGUGCUUUACAAGGACAAGAAGCUGAACCUACUGACAGAGUACAUUGAGGGGGGUACACUGAAGGACUUUCUGCGCAGUGUGGACCCGUGCCCCUGGCAGCAGAAGGUCAGGUUUGCUAAAGGCAUCGCCUCUGGAAUGGCCUAUUUGCACUCCAUGUGCAUCAUCCACCGGGAUCUGAACUCGCACAACUGCCUCAUCAAGUUGGACAAGACUGUGGUGGUAGCAGACUUUGGGCUGUCACGGCUCAUAGUGGAAGAGAGGAAAAGGCCCCCAGUGGAGAAGGCCACCACCAAAAAACGCACCUUGCGCAAGAGUGACCGCAAGAAGCGCUACACGGUGGUGGGAAAUCCCUACUGGAUGGCCCCUGAAAUGCUGAAUGGAAAAAGCUAUGAUGAGACAGUGGAUGUCUUCUCUUUUGGGAUCGUUCUCUGUGAGAUCAUUGGGCAGGUUUAUGCGGAUCCUGAUUGUCUGCCACGAACACUGGACUUUGGCCUCAACGUGAAGCUUUUCUGGGAGAAGUUUGUCCCCACAGACUGCCCCCCAGCCUUCUUCCCCCUGGCUGCUAUCUGCUGCAAACUGGAGCCUGAGAGCAGACCAGCAUUCUCAAAACUGGAGGACUCCUUUGAGGCCCUCUCCCUGUACCUGGGAGAGCUGGGCAUUCCAUUGCCUGCAGAGCUGGAGGAGCUGGACCACACUGUGAGCAUGCAGUACGGCCUGACCCGGGACUCACCCCCCUAGCCCCAGCCCAGCCCCCUGCAGGGGGGUGUUCCACAGCAGCAUUGCCCCCUCUGUGCCUCAUCCCUGCUAUGAGCAGGGCCGUCCAGGCUUCCUGUGGAUUGGCAUCUUGUUUAGAAGCAGAACAAGUCAUCCCUACUACCUCCCCAGGAGGCGAGCGGGCGCAGCACUAGGGAAGCAUAUCUCCACAGGUUUUGAGGCCUGGUUAUUGUCUGUAAAUCCAAGACUUGUCUGAAAGCUGUGAAGAAGAACAAAAGCCUGUCCUCUGGGCCAGGAAGAUUCUGUUACUUGGGACCACUCAGGAACUCCCUGGCAUUGGGAUUCUGGGAGGCUCUUGCUUAUAGUAAUCAGCGUGACCUGGACCUGCUGGGCAGGAUCCCAGGGUGAACCUGCCUCUGGGUUCUGAAGUCUCCAAUCCAGCUGGGUAUAGGAGGAUUUCAAGUGGGAGUGUGGAUGAGACAAAGACUGGUGGCCAGAUGGCACUGGAAGAGUGUGAAAUGACAGUGCUGCUCCCCCCUUCCACUCCAGGUCUCACCCUCCCUGAGGUGGAGGUUGAAGGAAUAGAUUUUGAAGAGUCCCUUAGUAUGUGGUAGAACUGGCCAGGAGUCAAGGAAUGGGCUGGUUUCUGCUUGCCUGCCCGGGGGGUGGCUUUACCCAGCCUAGGGACCACAUCAAUGUGAGGGGAGCUUCCACCUCAUGUUCUCAAACUAUCCUACUAGAGACUGCCUAAGAACAUCUGGGCAACAUCUUUUUUGUCUGCAACAAGCAAUCACCCACAAGCACAGGAAGAAGCUGAAAAGAGGCCUUGCUCUCUAAAAAGCUCAUAUCGUGGCUGCUGUUACUCAUACCCGGCUGGGCUCCUCAGUCAGAAGCCAGAGACAUUUUACCUAAAGCUAGAUGGGUCCUGGAGGACAGUGUGGCUUGUCACAGGCCUAAGAGUCUGAGGCAGGGGAAUGGGAGUCUCAGCAAUCUCUUGUCCGUGUGGCAGCCACUGCUAACCUUUCGACAUGCCAGGUCUAGACAGCAACUUCAGCUGGAAAGAGAUGGUGGCAGAGUCCCAGAGCUGAGAUGCUGAGAAAUAGCUCCCUGAGUUAGGCUAUCUGGCUUCUACCUCCCUUGUUGGCUGGCCCUGCUCACUAGCUCCUGGCCACAACCUCCUGAGCCAUAGCCACAGGCACUAGAAAGCCGUGGGUGCACCCUCCACCUUAGCUCCCAGAGCUCCAGGGACUCUUCAGCAUAACUAGAUUUGCCUCCUCCUAAGUGUCUGUGAGCUUACAAAUUGGGAAUGGGUUUGGGUAUUAAUGCAAUGUGUGGUGGUUGUAUUGGGGGUGGGUGGAGGUGGAGUGAUCUAGGAGAGUGGUUGCUGUUAAUAUUAUCUUGUUGUAUCUAUUAGGUGAUAUGUGAACUAUUUGUACAUAGACCUGAUGAGUUAUGGGAUCAGAUGUCAUCUCUGAACAGAGUUUACUUCCUAUAUAGACUGUACUUACGUGUGGAGUUUGCAAGCUUGCUGUAGGGUUGAGCCCUGGACUCCCAGCAGCAGCACGGAUCAGUGUUGUGUGGCUGGUUGUCCCCAGCAAGCGUGGGAGUGGUGGGCCUAAGCUGGGCCAUUGAGCAGACUAAAUAAAUUAAGCAGUUAACGUAAGUG